AGAGCCUGUCCUGCAAAUCUCUGAGCCACUCUGCUGCCUGCUGGUUGCAGACACGGGGGCACACCAUGAAGCUGACCCUCCUCCCUUGGAUUUUGAUGCUGCUCUCGACAAUCCCAGGCCCCGGGCUCACAGCAGGUGCCCAGGGGAGCUGCUCCUUGCGCUGCGGAGCACAGGACGGAUCCUGUUCCUGUCACCCAACCUGCUCGGGCCUUGGUACCUGCUGUGAAGACAUUCUGGACUACUGCCUAGAGAUUUCACCCUCCUCGGGCUCCAUGAUGGGUGGCAAAGACUUCGUAGUGCAACAUUUAAAGUGGACUGCCUCGACUGAUGGUGUCAUUUGCAGGUUUAAGGAGAGUAUCCAGACCCUUGGCUAUGUCGACACCUUGAAUCGAGUACACUGCAUAUCACCCUUGCUGUACGAAAGCGGCUAUAUUCCCUUCACCAUAUCAAUGGACAAUGGCCGCUCCUUCCCUCACGCAGGCACUUGGCUAGCUGCACAUCCCUACAAAGUGCCUGAGACCGAGAAGAGCCAGCUGGUGAAUGAGACCCAUUGGCAAUAUUAUGGCACUUCCGACACCGGGGGGAACCUCAGCCUCACCUGGGACACCUCAGCGCUGCCCACGCCGGCCGUCACCAUUGAGCUGUGGGGCUACGAAGAGACAGGGAAACCCUACUCUGGGAAUUGGACGGCGAAGUGGUCCUAUCUGUACCCUUUGGCUACGAACAUCCCCAAUACCGGUUUCUUUACUUUCACCCCCAAACCUGCGUUGCCUCAGUACCAGAGGUGGAAAGUGGGUGCUCUGAGGAUCAUCAGCAGCAGGAACUAUCUAGGAAAACAGGAUGUGCUGGCGCUCUGGACCAAUGAUCACGCACUGGCCUGGCACCUGGGUGACGACUUCCGGGCAGACCCUGUAGCCUGGGCCCGUGCACAAUGCCUGGCCUGGGAAGCAUUAGAAGACCAGCUACCCAACUUCCUGACGGAGCUGCCAGACUGCCCCUGCACCCUGGCCCAGGCCAGGGCUGAUUCUGGCCGCUUCUUCACUGACUAUGGUUGUGACAUUGAACAAGGCAGCGUAUGCACCUACCACCCAGGGGCUGUGCACUGUGUGCGCUCUGUGCAAGCCAGCCCCAAGUAUGGCUCAGGCCAGCAAUGCUGCUACACAGCAGCAGGGACGCAGCUCCUGACUUCAGACUCGACAAGCGGCAGCACCCCUGACCGUGGCCAUGACUGGGGUGCACCCCCAUACCGCACUCCUCCCCGAGUGCCUGGCAUGUCUCAUUGGCUCUAUGACGUCAUCAGCUUCUAUUACUGCUGUCUUUGGGCUCCUGAGUGUCCCCGCUAUAUGAAGCGCCGGCCCUCCAGUGACUGCCGUAACUACAGACCCCCACGCCUGGCCUCUGCCUUCGGGGACCCCCAUUUUGUCACCUUCGAUGGCACCAGCUUCUCGUUCAGCGGCCACGGCGAGUAUGUGCUGUUGGAGACCACACUGACUGAUCUGAGAGUACAGGGCCGGGCCCAGCCUGGGAUAAUGCCCAAUGGCACCCAGGCCCGUGGCACGGGGCUGACCGCAGUGGCCAUCCAAGAAGAUAACUCGGAUGUGAUAGAGGUGCGGUUAGCUGGCGGAUCCCAGGUCUUGGAAGUGUUGCUGAAUCACAAAGUGCUAAGUUUCACUGAACAAAAUUGGAUGGACCUGAAGGGCGUGUUCCUGUCUGUGGCCUCUCAGUACAAAGUGUCCAUCAUGUUGUCAUCGGGAGCUGGCCUCGAGGUCAGUGUACAAGGUCCCUUCCUGAGUGUGAGCAUCCUGCUGCCUGAGAAGUUUCUGACCCAUACCCGUGGUCUCCUGGGGACACUCAACGAUAACCCCAAGGAUGACUUCACUCUGCGCAAUGGGCAAGUCCUGCCCCCGGAUGCCAGUGCUCGGCAGGUGUUCCAGUUUGGAGCCGACUGGGCUGUUUCCAACACCUCUUCCCUGUUUACCUAUGACUCUUGGCCUCUGAUCUACCAAUUCCCGAACCCAACCAAGCAUGACCCCAACUUCAGACCACUCUUCCCUGAUGAGACCCCACCCAGCCAGUCAGAAGAUGUGGCCAGACUCUGCGAGAGUGACCACUUCUGCAUUCUUGACGUGAUAAGCACGGGGAACCCGAGCGUGGGCAACGCCACCCGGAUUGCCCAUCAGCUGCACCACCAUCGCCUGAAGAGCCUGCAGCCUGUGGUAUCCUGUGGCUGGCUGCCCCCACCUGCGAAUGGGCGCAAGGAAGGCUUGAAGUACCUGGAAGGGGCUGUUGUCCGAUUCAGCUGCAACAAUGGCUACAGCUUGGCGGGACCAGAGAGUAGCACCUGCCAGGCUGAUGGAACAUGGUCUACGCCCACCCCAGAGUGUCAGCCAGGGCGGAACUACACCGUGCUCCUGAGCAUCAUCUUCGGAGGCCUGGCCAUCGUGGCGCUGAUCUCAAUCAUCUAUAUGUUGCUUCACCGCCGCAGGAAGAGCAACACGACCAUGUGGAGAUCACAGCCCUGACACUCAGAGCACACUUGGCUGACAGCAUCAGGUCACGUGCUCGCCAAGACUCAGCCUUCCCCGGGAGAAGCGCAACGAACAAGUACCCUAGUCCUAUGAAUGCCACAUCUAGUGUCUGUGCCUUUAACACUAUGGAGCCAAUACCUGUGCCUAGCCUGUCCUGACUGAGACAUAAUACCGGAUAAGUCUUAACUCCCGAACCCUGCCUCCAACACGCCUCCAUCAGCAACCUGCCUCAAUCAGCCUUUUGUCCCAUCUUAGAACUGGAGUACCUAUGUCCCAAGCCCAGAAGUUCCUGCGUUGGAAGUUCGUAUUUCAGUCCCUCACUCCCCAGAGCCUGAUAAACUCAGACCUGGUGCCUGCCCUCCAGGGAGGGCCCCCAGAGAGCUAAGCUGCCUUGAUUCCUGCCCCGUGGCCCAACUUGAGAACUCAGGUUGGCCCCGCCCCACAGUGAAAAGUGGCCUCUGGGCCUGCGCAGGGAGAAAAAGAAUUGUCCAGCAGAGAAGAGACCUCGUUUGUAAACCACCAGGCUUUUCUACCUCUUCUCUAGCGUACUCAGGAACUCCCUCCCAUCCCCGUACGAGAAAACAAGCUCAUGUUACAUCCUG
Messenger RNA from Mastomys coucha (southern multimammate mouse), 3130 nucleotides. RefSeq names its product sushi domain containing 2 (gene Susd2). The transcript has 15 exons. Bases 66 to 2522 code for a protein of 818 amino acids. Lineage: Eukaryota; Metazoa; Chordata; Mammalia; Rodentia; Muridae. The record is from RefSeq and is a predicted model, not a curated record.